CUCACGGUCAACGGCACUGCCCAUACACUCAGUCCACCCUGGCGGGGACCUCACCAAUGACCUCAUUGAAAACAGGGUCCCAGACAAGCCAGUUGGUCUGAAGGCCGUGGCGCUGACUGACCACAUCAGGGUGUGCUGGCAGCCCCCCGCACAGCACAAUGUGCUGCUGUGCGGCUACACCAUUGCCUGGGACCAAGGCGUGGCGGACAUCUACUCCAAGAUCGUGGACAGCAAGCAGCACGGUUACAUCAUUGAUAAGCUGGAACCCAACAUGGAGUUUGUGAUAAGCCUGCGAGCCUUCAACAACGUGGGUGACGGGCAACCGGUGUACCAGCAAGUCCGCACCCAGCCAGAGGAGGAGGAGGUGGUGGCACCCACGCUGGACCCGGCGGUGUGGGUGAAGGCCGUGGUGCUGACACCCUUCACCGUGGUGCUGCAGUGGGCGGACACCAUGCUGAGCCAGAACCAGUACAACAGCUGCACCACCUUCUCGUCCUCAUCCUCCAGCCGCUACGUCAACGCCACGGAUGUGACCUGCCUCAUUGACAGCCUCACGCCAUCAACAGUGUGUGAGUUUGCUGUGAAGACCAUCAGGGUGAGACCACAGUGCUGGAAGCCUUCGUUCUUCUUUCAGUAAAUAUUCACUCAGUCCUGCAACACUUCUCAAGGAAAUCCUGCACAGCUGAAUCCUUGCUGUGAUGAGGCACAGAGAAAUUAUGACUCAUAGGGCUACGUGAUAUUCCUCACCACGGACCAAACUGUCAGUGACUGGGUGACGGGGGAAGUGACGGGGGACUGGCUCACCCUCACCGUCCAUGGACUGACGCCUUCAAGGAAGUAUUUGCACAAGAUGCACACUCACAAUGUCAAAGGUUUUGGUCCAUUCUCCUCCGUGGAAAGCUUCACGACUUCCAGCUGUUGACAAGAGCAUCGGUGAGCCCCAGGCUGGUGUGUGGAGCGAGAGGCCUGAUUGUGCUGGUGAUCGCUGGCGUGGCAGGAGCCAUGACCAGCUGGGGGCCUUCUUGGCCACCACACUGUACUGCCGCGGGUCAAGGCGGAGCCCAGGCCAAGCAUUGUUCUUGGCAGCAGCUGCAGUGAGAGCAACAAGCCUGGCGUCCAGCCUCCAGACCUGUGGAUCCAUCACGGCCACUUGGAGCUGAAGAACUUUGACAAGGGUGAGCGCAGCAACUCCCCCAACCACGCCUCCAUCAUCCAGCACACAGGUGGGUGUCUUUGUCAGUCAGUGAACAGUGUGCAGCUCAUGGGAGUCCUGUCAUUUGUGUGGUAUUUUUUGUAAUAUUUGGUUGCUGGUGUUUUGUUGCCAGUCACUGCUGCGUUGUAGUGUGCCAGUGACGCCACACACAACCUUACACAACCCACAGACACUCCAGUAUGAGAGUCAUCACACAUUACAGAGUUUCCAUCUAUCUCUAUCCAGACACUCCCUCCUUGCCUGCUCAAAGUUUCUCAAAGAUCUUUCCACCCUCUCCCUAACGUACUCUUGCACCCUAUCCCUCCAUUUCACUGGAGGUCGUCCUCUAGCAUUCCCUCCCUCUAUCUCACUCACAUACACCCUUCUGGUUAUCUUACUCUCCUUCAUUCGCUCCAUGUGGCCAAACCACUUUAA
Molecule: messenger RNA, 1627 nt
Organism: Eriocheir sinensis (Chinese mitten crab)
Lineage: Eukaryota; Metazoa; Arthropoda; Malacostraca; Decapoda; Varunidae
Product: netrin receptor unc-40-like
Exons: 7
Coding region: 272-637 (121 amino acids)
Source: RefSeq, a predicted model, not a curated record